This is a messenger RNA of Rhagoletis pomonella (apple maggot), 3358 nucleotides long. RefSeq names its product transcription elongation factor SPT5 (gene Spt5). Gene Ontology annotation, molecular function: mRNA binding; protein binding. NCBI's taxonomy places the organism in Eukaryota, Metazoa, Arthropoda, Insecta, Diptera, Tephritidae. The record is from RefSeq and is a predicted model, not a curated record. Bases 1 to 3273 code for a protein of 1090 amino acids. The transcript has 12 exons. Gene Ontology annotation, biological process: transcription elongation by RNA polymerase II; regulation of transcription by RNA polymerase II; transcription elongation-coupled chromatin remodeling. Gene Ontology annotation, cellular component: DSIF complex.
AUGUCGGAUUCCGAAGCAAGUAAUGCUUCUGACACCGGAUCGGAUGAGGGAUCAUUGAGUUCCAACAAAUCGCAAAGAAGUGCCCGUUCGCGCUCACGUUCACGUUCAGUUUACAGGUCGCGUUCUGGUUCUCGGUCUAAAUCGCCAUCUAGAUCUCGGUCGCAUUCUCGUUCAGACGGUUCGGGUUCAGAAGAUGAGAGCCCCUCUCGUAAUAGACAGCGUAAAAGUCGCAGCCGGUCCGGUGAUGAAGAACCUGAGGAUGGUGAAGAUCUUGAUGGCGAUGAAGUUGAUUCUGAGUAUGACGAAGAAGAAGAUGAAGACGAUGAUCGCCCAAGGAAGAAGAAGAAGAAAGAACGCUUUGGAGGGUUCAUUAUAGACGAAGCCGAAGUUGACGACGAGGUCGAUGAAGACGAUGAAUGGGAAGAAGGAGCUAAUGAACUUGGAAUUGUGGGUAACGAGAUUGAUGAGUUAGGCCCUACAGCACGCGAUAUAGAAAUCCGACGUCGUGGCACUAAUUUAUGGGACACUCAAAAAGAAGAUGAAAUCGAAGAAUAUUUACGAAAGAAAUAUGCUGAUGAAUCUGUCGUCAAAAGACAUUUUGGAGAUGGUGGCGAAGAAAUGUCGGAUGAAAUCACUCAGCAGACUCUGUUACCGGGCAUUAAGGACCCUAAUCUAUGGAUGGUGAAGUGCCGCAUUGGUGAAGAAAAAGCCACUGCACUUCUAUUAAUGCGAAAGUUUUUGACUUAUUUAAAUACUGACGAGCCCUUGCAAAUUAAAUCUGUUGUGGCUCCCGAGGGAGUUAAAGGUUAUAUUUAUCUGGAGUCUUACAAACAAACGCACGUAAAAACGGCUAUAGACAAUGUUGGUAACUUACGGAUGGGCAAAUGGAAACAGGAGAUGGUACCCAUCAAAGAAAUGACAGAUGUAUUAAAAGUUGUGAAGGAGCAGGUUGGAUUAAAAGUAAAGCAGUGGGUGCGGUUAAAACGUGGUCUUUAUAAGGACGAUAUUGCUCAAGUUGAUUAUGUGGAUCUGGCACAAAACCAAGUGCAUUUAAAACUGUUACCCAGAAUUGAUUAUACGCGCAUGCGUGGUGCUCUAAGAACUACAGCAACGGAAUCUGAUGAUUCUAAACGCAGAAAGAAACGUAGACCGACAGCAAAGCCUUUCGAUCCGGAGGCCGUUAGGGCUAUUGGUGGUGAAGUUCAUUCAGACGGUGACUUUUUGCUUUUUGAGGGUAAUCGUUAUUCGCGGAAAGGAUUUUUGUAUAAAAACUUUACAAUGUCUGCAAUUUUGGUUGAUGGUGUGAAGCCUACGUUAGCAGAAUUAGAACGUUUUGAAGAGCAACCAGAAGAUGUUAAUUUGGAGAUCGUUGCCGGUUCGAAGGAUGACCCAACAAGCACACAUUCCUUCUCAAUGGGCGAUAACGUGGAGGUUUGCGUGGGUGACUUGGAAAAUUUACAAGCAAAAAUUAUUGCAAUAGAUGGUGGCAUGAUAACUGUAAUGCCGAAACAUCAAGACCUUAAGGAUCCCCUGAUAUUUAAAGCCAGUGAAUUGCGUAAAUUUUUCAAAACUGGUGAUCACGCCAGAGUUUUAGCGGGACGUUAUGAAGGAGAAACUGGUUUAAUUAUACGUGUGGAACCAAUGCGCAUUGUAUUGGUAUCAGAUUUAACAAAUCAUGAAUUGGAAGUAUUGCCCCGUGAUUUGCAGCUUUGUUCUGAUGUGGCCACAGGCGUCGAUUGCUUGGGACAAUUUCAAUGGGGCGAUUUGGUGCAACUUGAUCCCCAAAAUGUUGGAGUCAUUGUGCGUUUGGAACGAGAGAAUUUCCAUGUUUUGGGUAUGCAUGGCAAAGUUAUUGAAUGUAAGCCGACUGCGCUACAUAAGCGGCGAGAAAACCGUAAUACAAUAGCUCUGGAUGCAGAUCAAAAUCAAAUAAGACGACGCGAUAUAGUUAAAGUAAUGGAAGGACCACACGCCGGUCGAUCUGGAGAAAUCAAACAUCUUUAUCGCAGUUUAGCUUUCCUGCACUGCCGGAUGUACACGGAGAAUGGUGGCAUAUUUGUUUGUAAAACUCGUCAUUUGCAGUUGGCAGGUGGAAGUAAGAGUCAGGCAAAUAAUGCUGGCACACUUGGUGGCUUCGGGUUUAUGUCGCCACGCAUACAAUCGCCUAUGCAUCCUUCUGGAGGACGUGGAGCUCGUGCGGGUGGAAGGGGAGGCCGCGGCGGUUUCCGUGUAACUCGCGAUCGGGAAAUUUUAGGAAAAACUAUUAAGAUUAGCGGCGGGCCGUAUAAAGGCGUUGUCGGUAUUGUUAAGGACGCUACGGAGAGUACAGCACGUGUUGAACUGCAUACUUCGUGCCAAACUAUAUCAGUUGAUCGCAAUCACAUUGCUAUGGUAGGAGUACCUGGAAAGGAAGGUGGAAGUGUAUCGACUUAUGGUCGUACUCCAGCACGUACACCUGGAUAUGGCUCUCAGACACCAGUGUAUGCAGCAGUGGGUUCGAAGACACCGCUGCUUGGAAAUCAAACUCCCAAUUGGGAUUCAGAAGGUCGUACACCUUACAGUGGUACAAUGACACCGUCGCAUGAUGGUAGCAUGACUCCACGUCAUGGAGCUUGGGAUCCAAGCAUAGCAAAUACUCCGGCACGCACUAACGAUUUUGAUUACACUUUGGAAGAACCUAGCCCAAGUCCUGGCUACAACCCAAGUACACCAGGCUAUCAAAUGAAUACCCAAUUCGCACCACAAACGCCUGGAACUUUAUACGGAUCGGAUCGUAGUUACAGUCCCUUUAAUCCAAGCCCCAGUCCGGCACCAUCACCGUAUCCAGUUGGUUAUAUGAAUACACCAUCUCCAUCGAACUAUUCCCCAAAUACACCAGGCGGUAACCCGCAGUCGCCAUAUAAUCCACAAACUCCGGGAGCAAGCUUGGACUCGCCAAUAGGCGAUUGGUGCACAACCGACAUUGAAGUUAAAAUUCAUACGCAUGACGAUGCUGAUCUGGUUGGACAAACGGGCAUUAUUCGUACAGUUUCGAACGGAGUGUGCUCUGUUUUCUUGCGUCAGGAGGAUCGCAGCGUGUCUAUUGUAAGUGAACAUUUGGCACCGGUACCACCAGAAGUUGGCGACGAAUUCAAAGUUAUUUAUGGAGAUGAAAGAGAAUCGGUGGGAAAGGUUAGAUCUAUUUCGGAUAAGGAUACCGUUUUUUGUCAUAUAAAUGACGAGAUGAAAUUGCUACCAACAGCUUACUUGUGCAAAAUGAAGUCUAUUGAUUAAAUAAACGCGACUGAAGAAUUUAAAUUACUUAACCACUGUAAUGUACGCGAUGUUGGAUAUUAAAAUAAAAGAAAUCCCAACAAAA